CUUCUGUCAUGGCGACAUUGAUUAUACUGCCUCAAAACUACUCUCGCAUCCCGGUGCAUCGUCGCAACGAAUUCUGACGUGAAUCCUUGCUAUCUGAAAAGUAUUACGUCGUGGCUAGGGAUCAAGAAACAACGUUAUACGUCCCAGCUCAACGCGCUCUGCCAGUACUUGGCGCCAUUUGAACCAAAGUCGAAACUGCUGUCCUCUUCGGACUACGCGGCCGUAUGACUGCCGGGCAUGGCUGCGUUCUACCCCCGCCUGAAAUUCUGAGCCAGAUCAUCCUCCUCGUGCCUCGGGAGACGAGACGUUCUUGCCUUCUCGUCUCUCGACUGUUUCACGAUCUUGCCAUUACUGUGGUCUUCUCCAGAAUCACAAUACAAAUCGGAGCGUGGGAGUACUGGUAUCACAACGAGUCUCACUCGUCGGAAACGUUCCGACCCCAUGAAAACAGACGAGCUACAUUGGCCGCCGAUAUCCUCCAUCGUAUUACGGUCGACACAGGUUUUGCUCGGAGAGUGAGACGGCUGGAAAUCAUAGCACAUAAACACGGUGGUAGCAAUGACGACUGUGUCUUCCAACUACACUGUUUGUCAUUAGCUGUCCAAAACUUGGUGAACCUGCGGUCGCUCAUUUGGUAUGGGACGCGUCCCGUGCCUUCCUUGGAGAUCGUCGAGAUGCUUGCCAAAGCAUGCCCCUUGCUGUUGCCAGUCAAUGUGCUCAGUGUUCGUCCUCACAGCAUACGCUCGAUCGCUUUCACCGGGACACAUCUGAACCUAUGGGAGGAUUAUCACCAUCACAUCUCAAACUACGCUACAAUAGACGUUCACGGGGGAUCUUUGCGAGAGAUCUGCAUCCCGGCAAUGUGGGCGGGGUCCAUUCAGCCUGACAGCUUACCGAACCUUACCCAUCUCGAGCUGCUGUUCCUCCCGUCAGAGUGUCUGGCGACCCUGGAAACAUUACUUGGACAACUACCCCAGCUGCAAUCAUUUGCUAUCAGCUCCAUCGACGACCAGGCGCACUCGCUACUGCAUGCAUUAGCUUCAUCGUUCGAACACAAUACACGGCUGACCUCGCUGGCGGUGUUGGACUACACCCGCGAGUACAGGUUAACACCCGAGGAUCUGCAAGUGCUCUCAGACUUCUUGUCGAACAGACAAGGGCUGCGGCGUCUGCGUCUGGCGUACAUUUGCCCCUGGUUAUACCACCGUCAGUACUUGGAUAUCAUUUCCACUCUGAAGAACCUCGAGGUCCUGUGGCUUGUGUUCAAAGCCCGUCGCUUUACGCGUGAUAUAAUGGGUUCGCUGGCACGAUGCUUGCCCAGCAGUCUUGCCGCCUUGGGUUUCCUCCUUCAUGCGCCCGUCGUCGAAGCAGGUUCCUUUCACCCUAUUUGGAUGUCUUGUCGCCAACUGGAGUAUUUCCACGUCAGGUCGCACGCGCUCAUGGAGUCCGUUGAAGAUGCGAUCGCCGGUGCCGGAACCUUGAAGGUCGCGGGCCGUAACGGGCGACUGCAUAGCAUCGAAUACCCACAAGGUAUACCCGUCGUCUCUGAUCACUGGCCCCAAGACAUGGUCAUGUUCCGGAGAGAAGAAAUGUACGGAUGUCCUGGAUGGGAAUGGUUGACGAGGCACUCACCCAUGUACGCGAACUGAACGUACUGAACGCUUGCUCUACCGUUCUCAAUACAUUUUACCAAUGCGUGUUAUCCA
This is a messenger RNA of Fomitopsis serialis, 1706 nucleotides long. RefSeq lists its product as uncharacterized. The transcript has 6 exons. The record is from RefSeq and is a predicted model, not a curated record. Lineage: Eukaryota; Fungi; Basidiomycota; Agaricomycetes; Polyporales; Fomitopsidaceae. The coding region runs from base 225 to 1649 and encodes 474 amino acids.